This is a messenger RNA of Colletotrichum higginsianum IMI 349063, 1725 nucleotides long. RefSeq names its product uroporphyrin-III. Gene Ontology annotation, biological process: sulfate assimilation; siroheme biosynthetic process. Bases 1 to 1725 code for a protein of 574 amino acids. The record is from RefSeq and is a predicted model, not a curated record. Gene Ontology annotation, molecular function: uroporphyrin-III C-methyltransferase activity. Lineage: Eukaryota; Fungi; Ascomycota; Sordariomycetes; Glomerellales; Glomerellaceae. The transcript has a single exon.
AUGGCGACAACAUCCCUCCUCACAGCCCUCAACUGCAAGGGCAACACCCACCUCAUCAUCGGCACAAAUCCCCUCGCCGCCGCCCGCUGCACACAGUCCCUCGCAGCCGGCGCCGCCGCCAUCCUCCUCGCCCCGGACACGACGGACCUGCACUACGGCCUGCAGAAGCGCGUCGACGCCGGCGAGGUGGUGUGGCACAGGAAGGCCUUUGAGGACUCGGACCUCUUCACCCUCGGCCGCGACGACGUCGACAACGUCGUCGACGCCGUCUUCGUCACCUCGGGGCCCCGCGACCCCCUCGCCGCCCACAUCUCGGCCCUGUGCCGCCGGAACCGCAUCCCCGUCAACGUCGUCGACGCGCCGCAGCUGUGCUCCUUCUCGCUGCUGUCGACGCACACCGACGGCCCUUUGCAGAUCGGCGUCACGACCAACGGGAGGGGCUGCAAGCUCGCCUCCCGCAUCCGCCGCGAGGUCGCCGCCGCGCUGCCGACGGACCUCGGCGCCGCCUGCGCGCGGCUGGGCGACGUGCGCCGGCGCAUCCAGGCCGAGGACCGCUCGUCGGCGCAGCCCGACGACGCCGACGUCGACGACUCGCUCGACCAGGCCGCGUCCUUCAACAAGCUCGUCACCGACGCCGACCUCGACGCCGCCAAGAACAGGCGCAUGAGGUGGCUGAGCCAGGUCUGCGAGUACUGGCCCCUGAAGCGCCUUGCCGCCAUCAACGACGACGACGUCGAGUCCGUCCUGAAGUCGUACGCCGGCACGACGACGUCGUCGUCGUCCGAGGAGGCCGCAGCGAGACCGCCGCCCGUCGCCGGUCUCGCCGCCGCCGCCGGUAGCCAGCAACAGCAAGGGAGGAUCAUCCUUGCCGGCAGCGGGCCGGGACACCCGGACCUCCUGACGCGCGCGACGCACAAGGCGAUCCAGACGGCGGACCUGAUCCUCGCGGACAAGCUCGUGCCGGCGGGCGUGCUGGACCUCAUCCCGCGGCGCACGCCCGUGCGGAUCGCGCGCAAGUUCCCCGGCAACGCGGACCAGGCGCAGGAGGAGCUCCACGAGCUGGCGCUGGCGGGCGCGCGGGAGGGCAAGACGGUGCUGCGGCUGAAGCAGGGGGACCCGUUCAUCUACGGCCGCGGCGGCGAGGAGGUGGCGUACUUCCGCGAGCACGGGUUCGGCGACCGCGUGACGGUGCUGCCGGGCAUCACGUCGUCGCUGAGCGCGCCGCUGUUCGCGGGGAUCCCGCCGACGCAGCGGGACGUCGCGGACCAGGUCCUCGUCUGCACGGGCACGGGCAAGAAGGGGAAGCCGCCCGCGCCGCCCGAGUUCGUGGCCAGCCGGACGGUGGUGUUUUUGAUGGCGCUGCACCGGAUCACGGGGCUGGUGAGGGAGUUGACGUGUCGUCUUGAGACGGAGGAGGAGACGGCGACGACGGAGACGACGGAAGGCGAGACGACAACAACGACGACGAAGCCGAAGAGGGCGUUGUGGCCGCGGAACACGCCGUGCGCCGUCAUCGAGAGGGCCAGCUGUCCCGAUCAAAGGGUCAUCAGGACGACGUUGGAGUACGUGGCCGAGGCGAUCGAGGCCGAGGGGAGCAGGCCGCCGGGGCUUCUCGUCGUCGGCCGGGCGUGCGAGGCGUUGUAUGAGAGCGAGAAGGGGCGGACGUGGGUCGUCGAGGACGGGUUCAAGGGGUUCGAUUUCGAGGAGCUCCCCGGGCUGUCGUGA